Molecule: messenger RNA, 2120 nt
Organism: Drosophila teissieri
Lineage: Eukaryota; Metazoa; Arthropoda; Insecta; Diptera; Drosophilidae
Gene: Herp
Product: homocysteine-responsive endoplasmic reticulum-resident ubiquitin-like domain member 2 protein
Exons: 4
Coding region: 319-1743 (474 amino acids)
Biological process (GO): endoplasmic reticulum unfolded protein response
Molecular function (GO): protein binding
Source: RefSeq, a predicted model, not a curated record
AGGUCAGAACCAAAUGAAGACUAGUUUUCUGAUCAACUGCGGAACGUUUACUUCGUUUCAUAAUCAAUAGUUCUGUGCUGCGAGCAAAACACCACAGAACAGCUGGAAUAGCAAACAACAACAUAGCAAAUAAUACCAAAUCUAAUGUCAAAUUCGGAAUAAACUACAUCUCGAAAAUUGCAGCAAGCAGAGUAGGAAGUGAGAAACAGUGGCUGCGGAAAAAGUGUCCCCGCUAGCACAGCGAAUACCCAUCACCGAUCUUCGUAUCGCGGUCAUUAAUUAGCAAUAGAAAGUUCCCCGACUCGCGGGGUCAGCCAGAUGGAGGAGAACGCCGCCCCACCCGCAGCCGCCACAGCAGCGGGCUGUGAUGCCGCCACCCGUCAAAAGAAUCCGGAAACCAGUGUCCGGCUGCUCAUCAAGUCGUCCAACCAGCAGUACGAGGAUCUGAAUGUGGACUCCGACCUCUGCUGGACGGUCCAGCGGCUGAAGAAACACCUAUCUCUUAUCUAUCCUGGCAAACCGAAAAUCCAAGAUCAGAAGCUUAUAUACUCGGGCAAGCUAUUGGAUGACACCCAAAAGAUAUCGGAGGUGAUACGCAGCUACAAGGAUGUCUACCAGCAGCACCACAUAUUUCACUUGGUGUGCGCCAGCAAGCAAGUGAUAACGCCGCCAGUCAAACCCGCCACUGUGCCGCCGAAGGAUGCGGUUCCAGCUGCGUCUGAGGUCAGCGGGAAUGCAAAUGAGCUGCGACAACGUCAUGCCUCGCAUCAGCAGCAGGCACAGCAGGGCAACGCUGCAUCGCCCGUGGCGGGCGACAUUGGUUUGGUCAAUCCCUGGACGCAAUUCUGGCAGCAGAACCAGGGAGCAGCAGCUGCCGCCAAUGCCAGUGCCAGUGCCAGUCCCCAGGCUUUGUUACAGCAGCAGGCGCUCAUCUACAACGCCUGGAUGCAGCAGGCUUACGCGCAGUACAUGCAGCAACUGGCUCUCCGUGCUACGUUGACAGGUUCGAACGAAUCUGGCUUGGCGCCACCGUCUCAACCCCUGUUGCCCACAGUCCCACUGAUUGCAGUGCGAAACUUCGGGGAGGCACAACCAGUGGCAGGAGCAGCUGCAGACCCGGCCGCACAGGUUCCUGUCGCCCCGCAGAUAAAUGGGGCGCCGCAGAACAGAAAUUUUCCCAACAUUCAGGAGGAACCGGAAAUGCGCGACUGGCUGGAUAGCUUCUUUAGCUUUACGCGAUUGGCUAUUUUUGUGACUGUCCUGUACUUUAACUCCUCACCGCUGCGAUGCUUACUGGUGCUGCUCAUCGCCGGAGCGAUUUAUCUGUAUCACAUUGGUGUCCUUCGACGUCGUCGCGAGCGGAACAAUAACAACAUCAAUCGUAACAAUAAUGCUGGCGAUGCGGCCGCCUUUGCUGCAGUGCAGCAAAUUCAGCGCAUGAUGGAUGCGGCCGUGGAACGAGAGAACAACGAUCCCCAGGCGGCCAAUGAGCCAGGUGCAGUGCCAGCGGCCGGACCUGCAGCCGCUGCUGGUCAAGAUGCAAUCGAUGCACCUGCCGCUGCUGCUCCUCUGGCCGGGGCUCCCGAUGCUCCGGCAUCUGCUGCUAAUCCAGAUCCGACUGACGUUUCCGCAGAAGCCGUUGCUGUGGAACCACCAAAUGCCAAUAAUUCUGUGAUUUCCGUUGUGCGCACCUUUGUCAUCACCUUCUUCACCUCGCUGCUGCCUGAGGCACCAGCGCUCUAGAGGAUCGACCUGUUAUACAGAGGGACAUGGUGGACCAUCCACAAACCAGCUUUACAGCUUUACGGCUUUCCUCUUUCUAACCUCCCGUAAUCAAACUGUUAUUCCGUUUUCCUUUAGUUUUGCAUACCUGAGAUGUAGCAAAAACAAACAAUUUGUUUUACUAGCUGUAAUCAUGUAUAUUUAUUUCCGAGAGUUAGCCGAGUUACAACAUCGUAACUGCUGCCUCAAUAGUUUGUAGAAUUUUAGAUGACUAAGAACGUACUCUGUUUUUGAUGUGAAUAGUAAAAUGAUUAUAGUCUGCAUUAAAAUCUGUGCCAGAGACGAACCUAUGAAACCAAGAUGCAAUUAAAAUAAAACGUAUGCUUUAACACCAAAAA